Messenger RNA from Kluyveromyces lactis, 2736 nucleotides. RefSeq names its product Afi1p (gene AFI1). Gene Ontology annotation, cellular component: cellular bud neck; plasma membrane. NCBI's taxonomy places the organism in Eukaryota, Fungi, Ascomycota, Saccharomycetes, Saccharomycetales, Saccharomycetaceae. The record is from RefSeq and is a predicted model, not a curated record. Gene Ontology annotation, biological process: actin cortical patch localization; cellular bud site selection. The transcript has a single exon. The coding region runs from base 1 to 2736 and encodes 911 amino acids.
AUGAAACACUCUUCCAAGGUAAAAACAGGAUUGAACUUUCACCUACGACAAUCUCAAAAUGAACACACACACUCUAACCCCAAUGUUCAAUUUAUAAUAGCGGCAGAAUUUGAUAACAAAUCUGGGCCGAUAAUAAAGCAUCAAUAUCCAAAGACAAUCCCUGGUUUUAAAACUAUUGGGAGUGAUUCCACUUGUUCUCAUUUGGCCAGUUUGAUGAUACCGAAUAGUGUGGAGAACCAUCCAGGUAAACCAGAUUUCACUGUUUUUGUCUUAUACAAGAAUCAAAACGUUUACCAGUUGUUUCCUGUAUCCAAAAAUAAGACUAAAGGUACUGACUUGGAUUCCUCACUGAUAAUUGAAGAGGAAGACUUUGAAGAAGAACAAGAAAAUGGACUGCGAAGUGGUAAGAUUGGAUCAAUUAGAGAUGAUAGGCAUUUAGAGGAAACUGAGCCACCAUUAUUUUUCUUAAGUGUCGUGAACACGUUUUUAGAUAAUUCAAAUGAUCGCGGUGCUUAUAUAAAAGCCAUUGCACUGGGUACUACUAUGACAAACUUUUACACAUUUAAACCAUUGUUAACAAUGGUGCUUGAUCACUACAUGACAUCGAAUAACAACGAUAUUAAAAUACUUAUAGACUGUUUUGACAUGAUUAACAGUCUUGAUCUCUCUUUGGUCAUAAGAUUCCAUUCCAAUGUUGUACUACAAAAUAUUCUAAACUCUAUCAAUGACGAAGAAAUUACAUCCAAAAUAUUUGAUGCAAACGAAAACUCUUUGCCCAAUAUACUUAGGGUUAAUGAGCUGCCCAAAAAAGACAAGUUCGGAAAUGAGAUUCAAUUUAAAAACAGGAUUCUUGAAUAUAAGUUCUCUACUUUCCGUCCCAAAGUUCUACCUGCUUAUUUUACGAGGAUUCCUUUGCAAAUUGAUCUAAUAAAAUAUGAUGCCAUAAAAAUAGAUACGAAUUAUAAUAAUUCAAUUUUGAAAUUACUUGCGAGAUUAAUUCCUCUCUUAACUGAAAUUCCCGAUUCCACAUAUUCUUGGAGAUUAAUUAUUAACUCCACAGAGCGUUCCAAGGAUGAAUUAUGCCAAUUUGUACUCGCCCUAUCCAAUCUCAUAAACGGGUUUUCUUCGGAGUAUUUUGAUAAUUCCUCUAUUUGCAUUUUUCCAUACAUGGAAAUAUCAAUAAUCGAUAUGUUCAGAGAAAACUUCACGGAGGAGUUCACGAAAGGGAAUUUUUUCAGUGUAGUAGGUGUAUCAAACCCUAUUUUCCAAUACCAAGUUGAUGCAUGGGACUUUUACUAUGACUUGGAUAGUGACUCCUUACUUAACUCGAAGGCGCUACCAUCAGAAGAAGAAAAUGCAGAGAAAAAUCUGGGGAUUAGAUCAAUGUUUAACAAAUAUACCACCUCUCAGGUGCAUCCACUUCCAGCAACUAAACAGCCGACCCCUAAAAGUGGUUUAAUGUUGAAAGUCAUAAACCUUCUUGUCAAAGGACAGCACGACAACGAAACUGUACUAAAUACCUUCAAGCGUGCGAGUAUCCUUCAAUUACUCCAUCUAAUAGACGGUGACGGUGAUAAAGCUAAUGGAGUGGAAAUGGUGUUGAAGGACCAGUAUAUUUUGAAUUAUAAAGAUCUAAUACUCUUUCCUGAUAUUUUCGAAUACAACUCCCUGAAAGUUCUCAAUCUUAUACACAACUUGGAAACUGAUAUGUCGAGAUUGUUUUGGCCUACUUCAAACUACACUUACCAAACAAGAAAACGUUUGCUUCAGGAUUUGUACAAACAUUUGAAAGAACUCCACAAAUUCAUUUCAAUGAACAAGAAGAAUCUAGGAAAGUUCCUCAAUAUUGCGAUGAACUACCCCUUGGUUUCUGCUUUUGAUGGCCUUGAUAUAAUGGGCGCUAAUCUGCGAGACGUUGAUCUCGAGAAGUUGUUAUCUCAUGAACGGUCAAAUAUGAAGUCAAUCGACUCUCUUUGCGAUGUACAUCUUCCUGGGAACACUAUUGAUCAUUUCAACACGUAUAAAUCGUUUAAUCUCAUUUUGUUCCCGUUAUUUUUGAAUCCUCACAGAGAAGAAGAUGAUACCAACUAUAUCACCGAAAUUGGGCCACCAUUGGUUUCAACACGCCCGUCAACUGGCAAAUACUAUAAUUAUCAAUCAGAUUCAAGCCUUUCUAUGAUAUCAAGUAUCUAUGAGACUAAUGACUUGAUGAGUCACGAAUACAACUAUGAGGGUACACUUCAUGAUGAUACCAUGACAAUAUUUACUGCAAAAUCAGGCGUCGCUGAUUUAUCCAGUCUUAUAAAUAAGUGUAGACAAAUGUCUAUCAAAGUGCUGUACCGGAUUCAACGACAUCACAUAGGAAGGCUUUUGUUCAAUUUAAAGUUAAAUCCACUUUUCAAAGUUACUUACCAGACAACGAAAUUGGAACUUUUCAACAACUCUGAUAUCAAACUACCUUCAUCACCAGCAUUGGCUCAUAUGAGCAGCUCUUCAAUGUCUGAACCGGUGAAACCAAAAUGUAAGUUUAAAAAACCAUCAACAAUUUCCCACGGUGAAAAAAGUUCUUUAAAACUAUCUGUGAGUAGAAGAGAGCUUUUGAAGGAUUUAAACUUAUUAAAUGUUAAUAAUGACACUAGCUCCCCAAAGAUCCAUGACGAAAAGUCUACUCCUCAACAUUUACUAGAGAGUUUAGCGAAGUUUGAUAUUUCCUCUAAACAAUUUAGCAACAUAUAA